AUGGCCGAAACUGCGCAUGUCAACGACGUACCCAUGCAGGGCAAGGGCCUGUACAGCUCUCACGCUGCUCUGCAGCACGAGGCUAUGCUGAAAGCUCUGCCACUCUUACAGCAGGCGACAAACACUGUGGUGACCAACGUCAACCGCAAUCUUCGGCCUAUGUCAGUUGUCGAGUAUGGCUCUGCACACGGGAAUAACUCUAUCCAACCCAUGGCCACCAUUCUCGAUUCCACUCCGCCUGGAGGCAUCCAGUUGGUCUUCAGCGAUCGUCCAGAGAACGACUUCAACACUCUCUCAGCAACUGUCACAACCUGGGCUGAAGGCUUAGACACGGCCAAGUUCCCGCACUCCAUCUUCCCGGCCAUGAUCCCCCGCAGCUUCUACCGCCAAGUCGUGCCCUCUCGGUCCGCCGAUCUAGGCUUCUCUCUGGCGGCCCUGCACCAUCUCGACCAUGUACCCAAGAGCCAAGACGGGAUAGAUCAUCAAGCCCUGCUUAAGAGACAAGCUCACUUGGAUCUCCUGCGGUUCCUCAAGUUGCGCGCUAAUGAGAUCGUACCUGGCGGCUCUCUUGUCCUUUCCUUUGUAUCUCAGUCGUCUUCUGGCAGAGAGAACUAUGCCGGACUCGUGGAUGCUUGUCGCAAUGCCAUGAUCGACAUGGUCAAGGACGGAAUCAUUCCUGGUGCAGUAGCUGGAUCCUUCUACAUCCCUACGUAUAACAGGACGCUGCAAGAUGUCCAAAAGGUCAUUGAGGAGGUGACCCCAACAUGGAUCGCCCACGAGGUCUUUGAGCAGGAUUGUCUCCAUCCUGCAAAGAAGGACCUGGAGCUACAGAAGAGAUCUGAUGGCCACGAUGGUGACGAGGCUAGCCGUCGUUACGCUGAUAUUGUCGUUGAUUGGCUCAUGGCCGUUUGUGCCGGAUACUUCCUCAAGGCUGUCAAGGUGGGAUCCGACAAUACGUUUACCGACGAGGAUGCCGAGAAAUUCUUGGCAGGUUGGGUCAAGAGAACUAAAGAGUUGUUUUAUCAGGACCAUCGGGAUGAGGAUGUUGUUUGUUCGUUCAUCUUUGUGAGAUUGGAGCGGGUGUAG
This is a messenger RNA of Fusarium keratoplasticum, 1086 nucleotides long. RefSeq lists its product as uncharacterized. The transcript is spliced from 2 exons. Lineage: Eukaryota; Fungi; Ascomycota; Sordariomycetes; Hypocreales; Nectriaceae. Bases 1 to 1086 code for a protein of 361 amino acids. Gene Ontology annotation, molecular function: S-adenosylmethionine-dependent methyltransferase activity. The record is from RefSeq and is a predicted model, not a curated record. Gene Ontology annotation, biological process: methylation.